AUGAACGGGAUUGACGAGGAACAAAUGGGGCCACAGACCUUUCUCUAUGGUGAGAUACCCUCACUUUGUUUUGUUAACUGGCAUAAUUUGGUGUUUUCGGUAUAAUUUAAAUUCCAUAUCAGCUAACGGUAGUUAGAAAGAAAAAGGGCUGUUCAUCAGACACCAACAUCGCACGAGGUAGGUAGCUACACAGCCAGCACAAUUGGCUAGCUACAGUAACUAGUUAGCUACAAUUAAUUGGGGGAUGUGAGUUUCGUGAACUUAUGGUCCAGUAACGUUAACAUUACUAUUUCUGAAUAUAAUGUCAUUGUUACAAUGUUUGGGAAUGGGAAUAAUUGACCCAGUUGUCAGCUUGGUAGUUAGCCACGAGACAUGAACUCCGGCACCGAACGUUAGCCGGUAUUAGUUAGCUAGCAAACCAUCUUGAGACCUUAGGUAGAAAGCAAGCUUAGCUACAUUGGGUAAAAUAUGGGUAAUGCUUUUAUGCAUAUUGGUGCCCUGGUUGAUUUAAUUUGUUGUGGUAGCUGGGUCAGACUGAUGGUAAAUUCACAUUGUUUGACAAAGUUGACAUUACAGGGAAGGCUAGCUGGCCCUCCAUGCGUUUAACAUUUCUGAACACGUGCUUUGAAGAUGGCGCACGAGGCGGUCUAGAAAUGUGUUCAUGCAACGCAGCAAGAUUUUGUUAACGUUGCCUCCUAAAUUGCUAGUUUUGGCUAAAACGGUUUAACUAGUUACCUGUAAUAAUUUAUCCACUUUCAUUAAGUUACAUUUGAUUAAUGCAUGACAUGCUUUGUUAGGGAGUUGGCGUUAACAGCCAGAUUGAAAUGGUGAUUGGACAAUAAACAUAAUAUGUGAUGAACUCCAAAUUGUACAUGCGAUGUCUUUUGUAAAUUGUUGUGUAAAGUUAGUUCGACUCAUAUUAAAUAUUUUAAUAGCAACAUGUCUAACAGCUAGUUGCAUUGAACACGUUCCCUUUGUCAGGGCUCACAUGUUGGCCUAGCCUCAGUCAGACCUAACUGGGAGAAGUCCAGGGAAGGGCUACCUUGUCCACAAGUUACCGGUUUAGGUGCACGAUUUUCCUCCAGCCAAAGCACAAACACAACUGAUUCAACAUAGCAUAGUCUUAAGUUGAGUCUUUAUUAGUUGUAUCUGAAGUCUUACCAAUUUAUUACAGGGUAAUAAAUUGCCCACCCCAACAUUGGACCCCUUUCCCUGAGUUGAUGGCAAUGUAGUAUUUUCUCAUAUGUAAUUGACCCUUUAUUUCAACAGGGUGCGCGUUGAAAUCUGGGAAGGAUAUUGUCUUCAACCCAGAAGAGGAUGACUUUGAGCACCAGCUGGACUUAAGGAUGGUGAGGGUUACUGGUGCAUCUUUUCUAUAGAAUUUUAAUUGAUGGCAAGAUAUCUGUUUAACCAUUUCUCAUUAUAGGUAUGAUGAAAUAUUUCUGAACUUGGUGUCUCCUGUUGAUUGCUCUUAGGUGUGUGUGGACCCCAGCACCAAGGAUGAGCUGCAUGUUGUGGAGGUGGAAGGACAGGACGCAGAGGGUGAGAAGGUGAAGGUUGUGCUAGCUGCACUCAAACCCUCCACCUUGCCAAGUGUGAGUAGUCAAACAUAAGUGUCAUCAAUACUUCUGUUCUGUUCCUGAAUGGGAGAUGGUGGUUGUAUGGCCUGUGUAGAGUUCAUGCUGAUUUAAGGAGUUAAUUGUGUGUUGCAGGUGUGUCUUAGUGGGUUCGCAAUCACAUCCCCAGCAGUUUUCCGUCUCAAGGCUGGUUCCGGUCCAAUCCACAUCAGUGGCCAGCACCUUGUCAGUGAGUAUGGCUUAUCUCAGGACAAUGUUACUCCCAUGGUAUCUUUAGUGCUGCCAUGGCCUCUGUAGUCAGAUAUGAUACUGGUUGAGAUUAUCUACUGAUGCGUUUUCAACACUGAGACUGAAAAUGUCAAUUUCUGGGAGAAUUAUUUGAUCGAUUUAAUCCUUUUUAAAUUGUCGUGUCCUAUCCACUCAAAGUUAACGCAUUGUUUUUCCACCAGUGAUGGGAGGAGACCAAACUUUGGACGAUGAAGAGGAAGAAGAGGUACAAACGUCCAAGAAAAGGCCUGCAUCUGUACCAGCACUUAAAUCUCAGGUUAGUCCCGAAUACUGGCCUUUAAGCCGAAACGCCAGCUGGAAAAUACCCUGCGUUACGGAAUGUACAUGUCUGGUGCCCUAAUAUCGCAUGGCCUCUAGUCGAAGAUGAUUUGUUGAGCUGAUUUACUGACCCAUAUUCACCACUGCUUACCAAAAGACUGAAGACGGCCGUUCACAUUUCUUAGAGAAUGUUAUCCGCUCUUGCUUCACACAUCCUCACCUCAUGACACUUACCAUGUCCUUCCCUUUCUACCCUUCACAGAAGAAGAUGAAGAUGGAUGAUGAUGAAGAUGAGGAGUAAGUGUAGUGUUUGACUGACUAACCAGUGUUCCCUGCUGAGGUUUUUAUAAAGAGUUGAUUUGUAACACGUCUCCUCUUUAGGGAUGAUGAAGAGGAGAGUGAGGCUGAAGAAACUCCUGUUAAGGUUAGUGCCUUUAUUUGCACAACUGUAAUUUAGUUUAUUUAAGCCUAUUCUCAUUCUACCUUUGAAAAUGACACUAGAAACCUCUGUUUUACUCAGGUUAAGCAGACUCCGUCCAAACCUCGGACUCCUGCCCAGAAUGGAAAGGGCCCUAAAGCCAACACACCAGCUGGAAAACAGGUAGUCCUCUUUACGCAUCUUCUGCCCUACCAUUACAUGGUUUCUAGUCGAAGAUGAUAUUUGUUGAGCUGAUGGUUAACUGAAGCAUUUUCAACACUGCUUACCAAAAGACUGAGACUGAAGAUGACCACUCCCAUAUCUGAGAGUAUUAUUGUAGUGAUGUAACAUGACUAACAUACAUGUCUUGUCUAACAAUUUCUCUGAUUUUCAGUCAAAGACGCCUGACAAGGGCAAGGGUGACAAAAAUGGCCAGACCCCCAAAGCAACCCCUAAAACACCUCUGACCCCCAAACCAGUCCUCACCGUCCCUGAGCUGAAGGCCAAGAUGAAGGUGACUGUGGAGAAGGUUGGUGUCUGAUGUGUUCUGUGUAUGAUAUUAUCUGGAAAUACACUGGCCUUACACUGAGAUUGGAUGAGCUGAUCUAGCUGAUGUACGUUAAAAUACUGUUAACCAAAAGACAGAACGAACACAAUGCUAAAGGGACACAUCUAAAUACCUAUAGUAAUGUCAUAUAUUGUUAUUUCAGGGAGUGAACCUGCCUAAACUCCAGCCCAAGUUCGAGAGCUUUGUGAAGAACAGCUUCAGAGUCACAGACACCAAGGUAUGGAAAUGCUCCUCAGGAACUUUGUGAAAUUUGACUUGUCUGUCAGGAACGCAAUGUGGUUCAAUUGUAUGUUUGGGAAAUGACAACCAUAGUGCUGUCAGGGAAAACAUCCCUGAAGCGCAAUGAAGACAAUUCUGAUUUUGAUCAGCAGUGAGAAACACACACUAAUACCUUUAAGAAGUUCUGAGCUCUCACCAAUGACAUGUUUUGUGACCAGUACAAUGACAAUUACGAUUUAUACUUUGGUAAAUGUGUUUUCCCCGUCUUUUUUCAGAUCAUAGAAGAACUGUGGAAGUGGAGACAGACUGUGGAAGACAAAAAAUAACUAUUUUUGGUUGAACCUUUUUUUAGUUUUCUUAUUUUGCAACCACCACACCCCUUCCACACACACACAUUUGGCCUGCUCUGCCCUCUCCUGGCCCUUCCCAUGUCUGAAUCAAACUGCCACAGCAUUUAGCCCGUCCAGUCCCCAGUGCCCUGCUGUGGCACACCGACUAGUAUGGAUCUAAUAAGACUGAGCCCCAUGGCACUACCGGCACCAUGACCCUCUCAGAGGACGGGGGGGGUGAUACUAUUCCAGCUUUCAU
This is a messenger RNA of Coregonus sp. 'balchen', 3916 nucleotides long. The record is from the annotation of a GenBank genome assembly. Lineage: Eukaryota; Metazoa; Chordata; Actinopteri; Salmoniformes; Salmonidae.